Messenger RNA from Talaromyces marneffei, 1653 nucleotides. RefSeq lists its product as uncharacterized. The record is from RefSeq and is a predicted model, not a curated record. The transcript has 3 exons. Lineage: Eukaryota; Fungi; Ascomycota; Eurotiomycetes; Eurotiales; Trichocomaceae. The coding region runs from base 1 to 1653 and encodes 550 amino acids.
AUGUCAACACACGCCGAAGUAUACGACAUAAUCAUCAUCGGUGCUGGCCCCUGUGGUCUCGCCGUCGCAGCUCGCCUCCGAGAGGAAACGCCCUCUGCAAUGUUCACCGACGAAGAACACCAACGAUACCACUGGAUCAAGAAACACCAGGGUAAAAUGAGUCUUGCACGCGCCAGAACGAAGCGAUUAUACGGUACUCCGCUGGCUGCAUCGGCAUAUACCACGCCCAACAAUACCUGCUGUGGUGGUGAUGGUCGUGGCCAAUACUCAACCCUCGUGCUCGAUAGUUCCGGAACGCAAUGGAUGGCAAGGUGGAAUCGCGCGUUCGAGACAUUAAAAAUAGAUUAUUUGCGAUCCCCGAUGUUUUUCCAUGUUGAUCCUGCGGAUCGGGAUGGAUUGCUGGCUUAUACGCGGGAGACGGGACGCGAAAAGGAGUUAUAUGAGCUUUCGGGAUGUGUUGGGCAGGAGUUGAGUAAACAUAAGAGGAAAAAGAUACGGAAUUUAUCCCGAUUCCCGCGUGAAGCAGAGAUUAAUGAACGAGAUCGGAAGGAUUAUUUUACGCCCUCAACCAGUUUGUUUGCUGAUUAUUGCGACUCGAUUAUUCAGAGGUACGGGCUUAAUGAUGAGUCAGUUCAAAUACAGCAGUCGGAAGUCUGUGAUAUCAAAUUUGGUGAAGUUGAGGGUUCAAAGGAUGGCAGUAAACUGUUCACGAUCCUUACAUCUCACGGACAGUCGUUCCACAGUAGAGCGGUCGUACUAGCUGUGGGUCCUGGCUCGACCAAAUUGAUGCCCUGGAAGCUUUCCACAGAGGAAGAGCUCGGUGCAUGUCACAGCUCCGAAGUGGGAGUCAAGUUCCCUAGUCCAGCUCUCUCACGAAAGAUCAAGAAUCGUGAAACGACUCAUGUAGUUGUUGUAGGUGGUGGGUUGUCAUCUGCCCAGCUGGCUGAUCUAGCCAUAGGCAAGGGGGUCACUAGAGUCUGGCAUCUCAUUCGAGGUGAUAUGAAGAUUAAACAUUUUGACGUCGGUCUGAACUGGGUGGGCAAGUUUAAGAAUUAUGAUAAAGCUGUUUUUUGGUCCGCGGAUGACGAUCAAGAACGGUUUGAAAUGCUGCAAACUGCCCGUGAUGGAGGUAGUAUAACACCACAAUACCAGAAAAUUCUCAAACAACACGUUGCCAAAGGCUGGCUAUCAAUUCACACCCGAACGGUGAUUACUAGCAAGAAUUUCGACCCCAAGACACACACCUGGAAGAUAACCACAGAUCCUCCUAUUGAUAACUUCCCUGAGCACAUUGACUACAUCUGUUUCGCAACAGGCAUGAAGGUAAAUGUCAACGACAUGCCUCUCCUUCAAUCAAUGAAUCGCGACUACCCCAUCGAAACCAUAAACGGGUUACCAUGCUUGACAGAUGACCUUACAUGGAAGGCCGAUGUCCCGCUAUUUGUUACUGGACGUCUUGCAUCUUUGCGUCUGGGACCAGCAGCACCGAACCUGGAAGGUGCUCGGCUCGGAGCUGAGAGGAUUGCGUGGGGGUUGCAGGAUGUGUUGGGGGAACAGUCGGAUGUUGAUUUUUGUAGUCGGGCGGGGAAGAGGUUGCAGAAGGCGUUUUGUGGACUGGGGAACCGGUAUGAGAGUUUACUAGCUCAAUAUUGA